Cyclocybe aegerita is the source of this 1134-nucleotide messenger RNA. The record is from the annotation of a GenBank genome assembly. Lineage: Eukaryota; Fungi; Basidiomycota; Agaricomycetes; Agaricales; Hemipholiotaceae.
AUGAUCGCCAAUAGGAUACAGUUUGACGCUGUCAAGCAUGAUAUCUUCCAUCCCAACCAACUUGGCGGCAGUCGCCAGAGGUCAACCGAGGAUGCUGGAUUGAUUCUGACCCAUCUCAUUGCGCUGGCUUUUGACAUCGCGCAGUUCUUCCCUUCUAUCAACCAUGAGAUGUUCAUGGCUGUACUUCGCAAGCAAGGGUUCUCGCCAGUCCUGGUGGAGUCCUUUGCUUCCUAUCUUGUUGGUCGUUCCACAGUUUACUGCUGGAACACCUUUCAAUCCGACUUGCAGUCUGCGGAUGUGGGUGUCAGGCAGGGCUCUGCUGUCUCACCCGUUAUCUCAGGGCUGUUCAUUGCUCCAGUGAUGAAGCUCUUCUAUAUCAAGGCGGCACCACUUAACACGACACUUCUCUCCUUUGUGGAUGAUGGGACCAUUUUGGCCCAGUCAAGACAACUUGAUGAUAAUAAUGUGGGCCUGCAUAAGGCCUACAAAAUUAUCUACCUUCUCUUUGUUGCUUUUGCACUCAUUCUUGAACACGACAAGACUGAGCUGUUUCACGUCUCACGUCGACGAGACGCCUACAAUCCCUCGCUGGAUCUGGGGUACACCCCGCAUACUGGUGCUACGCCUUUGAAGCCCAAGACCUAUUGGAGGUACUUGGGCUUCUACUUUGACUGUGGGCUCACAUUUCAUGAGCAUGUUCGCUACUAUGCCACCAAGGCAUUUACCACUGUGCAGGCCAUGCGCAUGCCCGGAAACUCUACCAGGGGUCUCUCGCCUAAACAGUGCCGCCUCUUAUAUAGAUCAUGUGUGGUUCCUAUUGCCACAUACGGUUAUCGUCUCUGGUAUUUCGACGGCGCCCGUAAUAAGGGUGCGAUGAACCAGCUAAAACGGAUGCAGCGAAAAGCUGCUCUAUGGAUCACGGGUGCUUUCCACACCUCCCCUACAGGCGGUCUUGAGGCCUUGGCAGGUCUUAUCCCCGUCUACCUUAUGCUGAAGAAGUUGGCAACGCGUGCAGUGUACCGCGUUGCCACCCUCUCGGACACCCAUCCCCUUUGCUCCAUGUUGGGCGAGGGACUCCUUAAGCGGGCUGCACCUCAUGCCUGCUCAUCUGCCUUGAUGACCCCAGCUAUGUGA